Racocetra persica is the source of this 1767-nucleotide messenger RNA. NCBI's taxonomy places the organism in Eukaryota, Fungi, Glomeromycota, Glomeromycetes, Diversisporales, Gigasporaceae. The record is from the annotation of a GenBank genome assembly.
AUGCCAAAACACUUUCGUGCAAAAGUUUCGGAGCGUAGAAGGGCGGCAUUCACUUCCCCUGCUGAUGAACUGGCCGAAUUACAGUUUGGAUUUUCUUGUACAUCCCCAGAAGGGUCACCUGAAGGAUUUAGCGCGUCAUUUCAAAAGGCAAUCGAUGAUGAAAUAUUAUUUUGGACAAUGUCAACUGCAAAAGCUUCCGACUUUACUGAUUAUUCAUAUAAAUCGAAGCCUACAACAUUUUUAAGGACAAAUUUUCCUGGCGAUACAUCAUAUGAUCAUAUUUAUAACACACCAGUACGAAAUAGGUCAAUCUAUACAUCUUCACUUGGAAGCACUCCACUUGGAAGCACUCCACUUGGAAGCGCUCCCCUUGGAAGCACUCCCCUGAACACUUUUUCAACCGAUAGGGCCAGUUUACAUAGAGAUCGAUCUAAAUAUUUGAGAUCACCAUCGAUUAGAAAAUUUAAUAGAUUUAAUGCAACACUCAAUGAUUGUAAACAGCAAAAAAGCAAUAAAGACGUGAUACUUAUUCAUACUUCUAUGACAACUCCAGAAAGAAAAGUUCCAUUCAUUUCUCAGAUUAAAGAUGAUGUAUUACAAUCUAAUUUAGAUUCACCACUUUACGAUGAAUUAAAUGAUGAAGGAUAUUCACCAUUAUUCAGUUCACCCAUAACAAAACAUUCAAUUCUCGAUAAUGAUGUGUCGUUUUGGGCACCUACUGAGUCAAUCAAUGAAGAUUCUCAUUCUAAUAUUGAUAUUGAGUCUCCAGUCUUAAUACUAAAAAGACCAAAUGUCUCCACACCAGUUUUAAUGAAAAAAAUGGAUAAGGAUUUAAAACCUUUACCAUCGAUGAUCAACGAGUAUGCAACUAAAUAUGCACAUAUGCUCGAUAAAGCUUAUUUCCAGAAGUGCGGACAUGAAAAUAGAGAGUUUAACCACCCAAAAUCUUCCGAACUAAAUGAAAUGGAUUAUUUUAGUUCAAAUUUCUAUACGAUUGCUGUUAUCGGAUCCGGAGAAUUCUCUGUUGCAUAUAAGGUGGAAGAUAGGAAAUCUGGAGUUUAUUAUGCCAUUAAAAAGUCGAAAAAUCCAUUCGUUUCUCUAAACUCUAGAUUUCGCUCUUUGAAUGAAGUUGAAAUCAUGUGGCAGCUUGGAUCACAUCCAAACUGUGUCAAAUUAGUUGCCGCUUGGGAACAACAUGGUCACCUUUAUCUCCAAACAGAAUUAUGUGAUAACGGUACACUUUUGGACUUCAUUAAUAACAAUAUUCUCAGUGAAUCUCAAAUUUGGAAGAUAUUUAUGGAUAUUGCUCUUGGUCUUAAACACAUUCAUGGGCACGACAUUAUGCAUUUGGAUUUAAAACCAGAUAAUAUUUUUAUGGCGUCAGACGGAACUUUCAAAAUUGGAGACUUUGGCCUUGCGUCAACCUGGCCAGCAAGUCCUAAUUUGGAGAGUGAAGGAGAUCGGAGAUAUCUUGCUGCUGAGGUUUUGAAUGGACGUUAUGAUAAACCUGCAGACAUUUUUAGUCUUGGAAUGGUCCUUUUGGAAAUGGUUAGUAAAACGCCACUUCCACAUUUUGGUAGAGAUUGGAGGAGGUUGCGUCAAGGGGAUUUGAGUGGGGUCGUGUUUGGUGAUAUUUCAGAUUCUAUGAUCUCUUUGAUAAAGUCUAUGCUCCAACGAGAUCCAAACAUGCGUCCCACAAUUGAAGAAAUUAUUGUCUAUAAUAAUGAUAAUUCAAAAUUUCGGAUGUCAACUCAUUCAUGUGUAUAA